CAUCGCCCCUCGAUACAACAGCGACGUAAACAAGAUGGCGGAGAACGUGAAAGUAGCGGUGCGAGUGCGACCAUUCAAUGAGCGGGAGCUCAAGAUGAAGGCCACCUGCAUCAUCAAGAUGCACGGCAAGACGACGGAGAUCAGCGACCCGGCCAACAAGCAGGGCGAACCCAAGAAGUUCACCUUUGACCAGUCCUACUGGUCACAUGACGGGUACAAGGAAGGGCCCGAUGGGUACCUGGAACCGGCCAGCACGAAGAGCCCCUAUGCUGAUCAGCGACAAGUCUUCAAGGACCUGGGCAUCUCGGUGUUAGAGAAUGCGUGGAAAGGCUACAACUGUUGCAUGUUUGCCUACGGCCAGACGGGGAGCGGCAAGUCCUACUCUGUGGUGGGAUACGGAGCGAACAGGGGGAUUGUACCCGAAACCUGUGAGAAGCUUUUCCAAGGAAUUGAUGAGAACGUGAAGACUGCUGACAAGUCUAGGGAACAAGAAUACCAGGUGUUUGUGAGCAUGCUGGAGAUCUACAAUGAGCAGGUCCGGGACCUCCUGAACCCGAGCAGCUUCAAGGUCAAGGGAGGGUUAAAGGUCAGGGAGCACCCACAGAAAGGGUUUUAUGUGGAAUCGCAGAGCAUCUUCCCCGUGAAGAGUUACGAUGACAUCAACGGGCGGAUAAACGAGGGAACGCGGAACAGAACCAUCGCGUCCACCAACAUGAACGCAACUAGCAGUCGGGCACACACCAUCGUCUCCAUCAAAUUUGUACAAAAGGGUAAAAACGACACCGGACAGAACAUGACCAAGACAUCCAUCAUCAAUCUGGUAGACUUGGCGGGAAGCGAGCGGGUUGACAGCACAGGAGCCACCGGUGACCGGCUGAAGGAAGGCGCGGCCAUCAACCAGUCCCUGUCGUCGCUGGGGAACGUCAUCAAGGCGUUGGCUGACCAGGGAAUGGGAAAGAAAUCAGCAAGAGUGCCUUACCGCGACUCCAAACUCACCAUGUUACUUAAAAACGCCUUGGGCGGUAACAGCAAAACUAUCAUGAUUGCUGCCCUAAGCCCAGCGGACAUCAACUAUGACGAAACAUUGUCAACCCUCAGAUACGCCGACCGAGCCAAGGCGAUCAGGACCAUAGCCGUGGUGAACGAGAGCCCGACGGAGAAACUGAUCCGUGAACUGAAGGAAGAGAACGCUCGUCUGUUGCUGGAGCUACAGGGGAAGGGAGGAGGGGGACAGGCUGCUGUCAUGCAGGGUGUACCUGAAGAAGAGGUAGAGGGACUGAAAAAAGAACUGGAGCUGCAAAUGCAGAGGAACCAGAGCGAGAUGGACUCCAUGAAGCAAUCAUGGGAGCAGAGACUCAAGGAAGUCCAGUCAGUGCAAGAGGAAAAAUUGGCAAAGGAAAUCAAAAAGAGGGAAGAGAUGAAAGUCACACCGCAUUUCUGGAACUUGAACGAAGAUCCAGCACUGACUGGGAUGAUCGUCCACUUCACACACUCCGGGGUGACGAGGGUCGGAAAUCAGAAAGCGGAAACUACACCAGAAAUCAUGUUGACGGGACUCAGUGUACAGAAGGAACACGCUACCAUCACGAAUACGAAGGGAGUGUGUGUCCUGCAGCCCUGCCCUGGAGCUAAGGUGCUACUGAACGGUCAAGACCUCAUUGACAAGGCUGAACUGCAUCACAAUGACAGAAUCAUGUUUGGUUCCAGCCACCUGUACGUCUUUCACCACCCGCAAGAUCUGGCCAAAAAUCAGAAAGCUGGAAAGAAAGAGGAGAAAGUAACCUACGACACCGCGCAGGAAGAGAUCGCGGCCAACUCGGGAUUCGACAUGAAGAAGGGACCGGACAAAUCUAAAGAUGAUCUAUUGCUGCAAGAGGAGCUAGUCCAGCUGAUGCCCAUGGUCAACGAAGCCAACGCGAUGAGCGAAGAACUCAAGAAGGGCGUGCGAUUUGAAAUCGUCCUGAUCUCACCGCAGGCUAGGGGCAAGAUUCACGGCCGCACACAGUUGGCAGUUCUGAUGCGCUGCAACAACAAUGACAACGAGUUUCUCUGGGAUAGGAACAAGUUCCUGAACCGCAAGUACCUCAUGCAGGAGAUGUACCAGAAUUUUGUGGACGGAGACACAGACUGGGACAGGGAAAAGGACAAGGAUCCCUUUUGGGAGCCCCCGGACUCAGAAGUUAUGAUCGGCUGCACCCACGUCUACCUCCAGUCCCUGGGCUACCUGAUUGAAGUCGAAGAAUUCCUGGGAAUCACUGAUUACCGUGGCAAUGAGCAGGGUCUCCUGAAAGUUGACAUCUACCCUUGUAAUCGAGACGGAUCGGCGCUGGCCGAAGACGACUUUGUCGACGAGCCUAAGGAAUUGUUGGGUAGGCAGGUAGCCUUCAAGAUCGUCUUAACCCACGCUAGAGGUCUUCCUUUAAGAUUUCAGAAAAGUCGUUGUAAAUAUCGUUUCUACCUUGACAAGAAUGCAGAAGAGACGGCCGAAAUCAAAGGAACCUGCAACCCAGACUACAACUAUAAUAAGUUAGUGUCUGUCAACGUCGUCACAAAACAGCUUCUUGACUAUUUCAACAGUGGCACGCUGGUCAUCGAGGUGUGGGGACGUCAGUCUGACGCUAGUCACAAACCUCGGGUUACCCGGGGCCGACCAAAAACCGGCACCGAAAAAGGAAACAAUUUGGACGCAGAAGAAAAAUACCGCAUGGCUGUCGAACUGAACACAGAGAAAAAGAGAGUUGCAAGACUGGAAUCCAAACUACACAAGCUGAGGGACCUGGUCCUCGAUGCCAAAGCCCGGGGGGAAGAAUUUGUCGCGAUCAAGGACAUGGAGGCCGCUGUCAUGGGCGGGUCGUCGUCAAGCUUCAAAGCGGCCGCCCGAGUUGUCGCGAUCACCGAGAGCUCAAAGGCCAACGGAAAUGUGACAAGUACGACCUGUAAUGUACAAUGAAACAUCAAAUCUUCCUUCAAAUAAACUGAUUUUAGUUUGUGUAAAUGCUUUUAAAGAACUUGCGGAAAGAAUGUUGCAGCCUGACGCUGCUUUUCUCUUCAUAUAUCAUCUCAAUGAAGGUCACUCAUUGCAAAAAUGACGAUAAGACAUGAAACUGGAACUGAGAUUAUUAUAUUUAGUGAAAAACAUUUCCGAAUUUGUAAGGAAAUUUUCUUGACUCUCCAUUAGUCCGAGUAACUUGGACCCAACUUAUCGCCUUUUUAACAUCAAAUACACAAAUCUUUACGGCGCUGUGAAGUAAUGGUUGUAUUUUUGCUUUUUAAUUCAUAUAUGUCUUUAUGCAUUUUUAGCAUAUCUGUAUAUUAGUAUUAAAAAUGUGUAAAAAAAUUAAGGUGUGAAUUUAUAUUUUGUGAAAUUGCAACUUAUUUAAUCUAUCUAGAAUAUGUAAACAAAUAUAUGUGUAUUAAUGAGAAGAAAUUUUGUUGGAAAUUUCAGACGCAAUAUCAGACGCAGUAUUUAAAAGCAUUUGAAAACCUGUAUGCGUUAUACAGCAAGUUAGGACAUUUUCUUUUUCUGUUUCUUUAUUAUUUCUGCAUUUGUUUUAAUAACAAUUACAGAAAGAUUACAAGAAAUCAUCUCAUUUUCAUAAAUGUAAGUUUGUUUUACAGACAAGCAAGAUUUUGACCAAAAAGCAAAAAAAAAAAAACAACAACAAAUGAACAGGCUCCAUCAUAAUCCAUUGUUGGAAAAUUGUAUUUUUUUGAAUUUCCGUCCGUUUAUUUCGUUACUUGCUGUUACACUUUUGCUUUUUUUGUGUGUGUUUUAUCGUUUGUACAGUGUUCAGUGUUGUGUCCAUUGAAUUCUGCAGCUGUUGUGUCCGCUAUAAACAAAUAAAUUACAAUAUAGAUAAACAAAUAAAUAUAUAAAAAUAUAUAAACUUGACCCAGUUGAACCAGUCUUUGAAAAUAUUUAGUUGCAAUCACGUGUGCAUUGCAAGGUUUUUACAAAAGAACUGGACACCUUUUUUAAUGUACAUUAGUUUUUAAUAGACGUCAUGCAUAGCAGCCAUCUUAGAGUGCAGUGCCUUUGUGUUGCUUGGAUAUAUGCAUGAGUGAACCUUUUGUGUAUUCAGUGCUACUGAAUUAUAAUAUCUAUGAAAGAUGCUUUCUAAGAUGGUCGGUGCGCAUAAGGUCCAUGGCAUGGGCGUUGCCAGGAUUUUUUCUGGAGGGGGGCAAAACAUAUUUUUCCAAAAAAAUUC
This is a messenger RNA of Patiria miniata (bat star), 4208 nucleotides long. RefSeq names its product kinesin-like protein KIF28P. Gene Ontology annotation, cellular component: kinesin complex; microtubule. The transcript has 24 exons. Bases 35 to 2950 code for a protein of 971 amino acids. Gene Ontology annotation, molecular function: ATP binding; microtubule motor activity; microtubule binding. Lineage: Eukaryota; Metazoa; Echinodermata; Asteroidea; Valvatida; Asterinidae. The record is from RefSeq and is a predicted model, not a curated record. Gene Ontology annotation, biological process: cytoskeleton-dependent intracellular transport; microtubule-based movement.